AUGUUGCCAUUGUGUUUACGCUGUUGUCUGCUUGUGGUGUGCUGCAUGUCUGCAGUGAUACCUGCAUUACCGAAUUCUUGGAAAGAGAUGGAGAUGGAAGCCAAUGCUUGGAUAAGCCAAAGCCAGAGCUGCUCGUCCAUUGUGAACAAAGAGCCUUUUGAGGUUAUGGGAAUCAGUGCAUAAAUGAAAUGCUUCCCUAAGAAUGGCAAUGGGAGUUAUGGAAGUCAUUAUAAAAACAAAGCAGCAAACUGACCCAUAACAACCAACCUCUCCUGCUCCUCCAGAAAAAAAAAGAGCAAAAAAGAAAACGAGCUAAUCCCCAAAUCAACCCAAGGCCAGUAUAGAGAUUUUGAUAGAGGAGACUGGUCUCCUCUGGACUGCUCUCUUGCUGAGGGAGACCAUCCCAUCUUAGAUAAAUUCUACUUCAGUGCUAAGUGUAUUCUCAUAAUCAAGGAGGUAGAAAUUCUUUAAAUUGCAGUGAAAGACCAACCAUCUGGCUGCUAGGGUGCAGAAGAAAACCAUGUGUUGUUUUCUUUUUUUUAAUUUUUUCUCCCCUUCCUUUUAAAGACUUUCUUUCAGAAAAGUUUCCAUAUGUCCAAGUCAGAGCACUCAAUCUGAAGUGCUUUACAGGAGACAGUUGGUCAGGUCCCUGAGCUUGAGGACCUGCAGCAGAUCUUUCCAAUAGCAGCUUAAUGCUUGCAUGUCUGAUGGCACAUGGAGUUGAACCUCCAGCAUCUACAUUAAUAGAUUCAGUUGCCAUAUUUUUAAAAAGUAAAAAUAUCGCUCUGCUUUCCCAACUGAUUUAUUGAUGAAUAGUUGAGGGCAGACAGACUUUUUUUGUAAGUUCUGUAGUGAUGAGACAGAAGGCCAUGGCUUUAACAUAAGAGUUCAUACUAGAUAGGUUCAUACUAGAUGGAAGGAAGAUAGUCUUCCCUGUGUGGGUGGGAAGGCCCUGGAAAAGGGUGCUCAGAGAAGCUGUGGCUGCCUCAUCCCUCAAAGUGUCCAAGGCCAGGUUGGAUGGGGCUUGGAGCAACCUGGCCUAGUGGAAGGUGUUCCUGCCCAUGGCCGUACUUGAUGACCUUUAAAGGUCUUUUUCAACCCUUAUGUUUCCAUGUUAAAGUUCUUUUAAAUCCUAGAAUGAAAAUCAGUGUGCAUAAGCACAUGAAAAUUACAUGUGAAUUGUUUUAUGACUUUCCAGUGUCACCUGCUUACCUUUGCAUUGGUUUUCCUUAACAAUUAAAUGCUGUUACAUUAAGAUACAUUAAGAUACUUCCAAAGUUAUUAAUUGAGAUGAUGCCAAAAAUAUAACAGAGACCAACUAAUUUGUAUUUGCAUAUUUUGAAUAUUUAUAAUAAAAAAUUGAAUUAUUUUGUUAAAAGUUGAGGACCUGUUAAUUGUCUUCUAGCAGUAGCUAGCCUUUAGCUUGCAACUUGUGUGUUGUUGUAUAACAAGAAUUGUCCUGGUGAAUACAGUUGGAGUGGAAGAAGGUCACUUGAAGAGACUUCAAAAUGACUAAAUGAUGGACUUGAAGAAAACUAGUAAUAAUAGACCAACAGUAUUUCACUCCCUCACCAAAUUCCCUCUUCAUGUGCUUUUUCUCUAUUUUGGCCUGAAACAGAGUGCAUUAUUUAGAGAAUGGCUGUUGUUCCCGAUGUGCCAAAAUAAACUAUUUUCCCAGAUGUUCUCUCCUUCAGAAGAAAAGUGAAGUCUUAAGUCUCUCAUUAGUAAUUAGAUACUUGUCUGCAGGGUCUGGAGUCCACCUAGGUUCAAGCAGGAGGUUCCUGUAGGAACUUCUCACAAAACAAGUUUUUCUUCCCUUGGGACACUACUCCAAAUGAUUCGUUGUAGAGGUGUUUGAAGUUGGUUGUGUUUUAGAGCCAUCUAAUUUGACCUUUUGUCACUUAUGUUUCAAUAAAUUGCCAAAUUCAAUGUUGGACUCCCCUUUUAGAUUCCUUAUCAAGCCUCCAGUUCUGCAUGGAGCUGGCUCAAAUGGAAGGCGCACAUUGUGGGAUGAUCCAGGCCAGUCUUUGUCUACCCAGAUGAGCUGUUGUUGACACUAUGGAUUUUGAUGCUACUUUCCUCCCUUCUAUAUGUCGUUUCACCCAUUGUAUGGCAGUAAUAGUUGUAUUUUGGAUACUCUGAUGCAGGUUGUUUUUGCCUCUGAUGAUGCCUAUCUAAAAUAAGCUCACCAUGUUUGCAGGUUAGUAGCAAGCUCUGAUAGGCUUCAUUUUGCCAACAGUUUGUCUUGUUUUUUGAAGUUGUGCUGCAAGUAAAAUCAUCCCAAACUUUUUUGAGGAGGUGUGAGAAAUGGUCACCGGUUGAUCAUGAUGGAUGUGAAGUAUUUCAGGCACUUUUGACUGUAAGGCAAGACCAUUUGGUUUGUUUGAGAUUAGCUGAUUAAAUCAGGUCCCAAAGCACUUCAUCUGACUUAAGUUAGAUAUUGACAAGUGUGUUCAAAUUAAUAAAUUGAAUGGAAGACUUUCAUAGUAUAUAUUCUUUUCUCUUAGUGAUAAAUAGGUGGAGUGAAUUUCAUUGGCUUGUGGCAAAGUCAGUAGUCAAGAACUACCCAUGAGUUCUUGUUUGGUGCCCUUGCUGAACUUGUAGAUAAUGCCAGAGAUGCAGAUGCCACAAGAAUAGACAUUUAUACUGAGCGACGAGAGGACCUGCGAGGUGGAUUCAUACUGUGUUUUUUAGAUGAUGGAACAGGAAUGGAUUCAAAUGAAGCUGCCAGUGUUAUCCAGUUUGGUAAAUCAGCCAAGCGAUCACCUGAGUCCACUCAAAUCGGGCAGUAUGGGAACGGCUUGAAAUCGGGUUCCAUGCGGAUUGGGAAGGAUUUUAUCCUGUUCACAAAGAAAGAUAACACCAUGACUUGCCUCCUUUUAUCACGGACGUUCCAUGAGGAAGAAGGCAUUGACGAGGUCAUCGUUCCCCUGCCCACCUGGAACGCACGGAGCUGUGAACCCGUGACGGACAACAUGGAGAAAUUUGCUAUCGAGACAGAGCUCAUUUACAAGUAUUCCCCUUUCAAAUCAGAACGGGAAGUGAUGGACCAGUUCAAUAAGAUACGUGGUGAGAAAGGCACCCUGGUGAUCAUCUUUAACCUCAAACUAAUGGAUAAUGGAGAGCCAGAGCUGGAUGUGACUUCUGACCCUCAAGAUAUUCAGAUGGCAGAAACACCCCCAGAGGGAACCAAGCCGGAGCGCCGCUCCUUCCGUGCCUAUGCUGCUGUGCUUUACAUUGAUCCCAGGAUGAGGAUCUUCAUCAAUGGACACAAAGUACAAACCAAACGACUCUCAUGCUGCCUCUACAAGCCAAGGAUGUACAAAUACACUUCAAACCGUUUCAAGACCCGUGCAGAGCAAGAGGUGAAGAAAGCAGAGCACAUGGCGAGGAUAGCGGAAGAGAAGGCUCGUGAGGCGGAGAGCAAAGCCCGUGCCCUCGAGCUACGCCUCGGAGGGGAUCUCACGCGGGAGUCCAGGGUGACAUUGCGUCAGGUCCAGAACUCGGCCAUCACCAUGCGGCGGGAGGCUGAUGUCAAGAAAAGGAUUAAGGAUGCAAAGCAGCGGGCGCUGAAGGAGCCCAAGGAGCUGAAUUUUAUCUUUGGGGUGAACAUUGAGCAGCGCGAGCUGGAUGGCAUGUUCAUUUAUAACUGCAGUCGGCUGAUCAAGAUGUAUGAGAAGGUGGGCCCACAGCUGGAGGGUGGCAUGGCAUGUGGAGGAGUGGUAGGCGUGGUGGAUGUGCCCUAUUUGGUUCUGGAGCCAACCCAUAAUAAACAAGACUUUGCUGAUGCCAAGGAGUAUCGACACUUGCUGAAGGCCAUGGGAGAGCAUUUGGCUCAGUAUUGGAAGGAUGUUGCAAUAGCCCAGAGAGGUAUCAUCAAGUUCUGGGAUGAAUUUGGUUAUUUAUCAGCAAACUGGAACCAGCCUCCGUCUAGUGAACUGCGCUACAAGCGCAGGAGAGCCAUGGAGAUCCCCACCACAAUUCAGUGCGAUGUCUGUCUCAAGUGGCGGACUCUCCCGUUCCAGCUGAGCUCAGUGGAGAAGAACUACCCUGAUAGCUGGGUGUGCUCCAUGAACCCUGAUCCUGAACAAGACAGAUGUGAGGCUGCAGAGCAGAAGCAGAAGGUACCACUGGGAACUCUAAAAAAAGACUUGAAAUCAAAUGAGGAAAAGCAGAAACAACUGACAGAGAAAAUCCGCCAGCAGCAGAAAAAGCUGGAAGCUCUGCAGAAAACCACUCCAAUUCUAUCUCAAGCUGACUUAACGAGACUGCCUCUGGAAGUGACUACACGGCCUUCAAGGGAGCACACCCGAACUCAGCGCCCACGAUCUCCUCCUUUGCCUGAUGUAAUCAAGAAUGCUCCCAGCAGGCCACCAGGAUCUUCACCUCCUCACAAGUCUUGCACUCACCUGAAAAAGAGCUCUUUAAGUCGUCCAAAUACCAGCUCCCCAAAGCUAGCCAGCAUGCUCUUCAAGGAGGAGGCCAGCACUUCCAGGACACACCAUCACACUGUGAAAACUGGGAAGUCCAACAGCACUUUAAAAACUCUUGCCAAACCAAGUACAAGCAUGAAGUCGCUCUCUGGCCAACAGAGCCCCAAAAGCUCACGUGAGACACCCAAUCCAAAAGCCAGUAAGGUGCCAGCAGUAAGGAAAUCUGCCUCUGGCAGAUGUUUACAGGCCUCCAGCACUCGAAAGAGGGCCUUGAACAUCCCAGAGGAUGGCUCUGAGGAGGAGGGUGAGCCCAAAAAGGAGAGGACAAAACGAGGAAAAUUUUUGGCAGUGAAAGAAGAGAAGGAUUCCAAUGAGGUGGUGGUAGAGCUCACAGACAGUGCUGGAGAGGAAGAGUUGUUGGAACUGAAGAAAGCACAGAAAGAUAAGGGGCUGCACGUGGAAGUGCGUGUGAACAAGGAGUGGUUCACAGGCCGUGUCACAGCUGUGGAAAGGGUCAGGCAUGCAAUCCGGUGGAAGGUGAAGUUUGAUUAUGUCCCUACAGACACCACACCAAGGGAUCGCUGGGUAGAGAAGGGCAGUGAGGAUGUAAGGCUUAUGAAGCCUCCCUCUCCUGACUACCAGGCUCCAGACACACAGCAGGAAGAGGAGGUGGUCAUGGCUGAACCUUCUACCUCAGAUUGCGUCAGAAUCGAGCCUGACACCACUGGUCCCAGCAGCAGCCAAGAAACAGUUGACUUACUGGUCCAGAUCCUUCGGAAUUGUUUGCGAUACUUCUUGCCUCCAAGUUUUCCAAUCUCCAAGAAUGAGCUGAGUUCCAUGAGCUCAGAAGGGUUGUUGACAUUUCCCUUGAAGGAAUAUUUUAAGCAGUAUGAGGUGGGUCUGCAGAACCUGUGCAAUUCAUAUCAGACACGUGCCGAUGCCCGGGCCAAAGCCUGUGAGGAAAACCUCCAGAACUUAGAAAGGAAGCUGAGGGAAACAGAGGAGAAACUGCAGAAGUUGAGGACUAAUAUCAUGGCCCUUCUACAGAAAGUGCAGGAGGACAUUGAUAUUAAUACAGAUGAUGAACUGGAUGCAUAUAUUGAGGACUUGAUCAUGAAAGGCGAUUGAGCAGCUGCAGUACAAGUCAUGGAGAAGUGCAGAAGAGCUGGCUGCUGCAAAGGGAGAUGUGGAUCUCUGUGCGGGUGGACUGAGGCAGCUGAUGAGGAGAGAGUUUUUUAGACAGUGCUCGUGUUGGUGUACAACUUGGUCCUGUGACUGUACAACAUUUGUACUGUUGGCAGGAAAAUUUUUAACUUUGUAGCUAUCUGAAUCUCUUCCUUUUGUUUAUAAAUAUUUAUUUUUAAAAGAAAUGGGAACUGUGCCUGAUACAAUAGGUGUUUUUAGUGAUGUAGAAGUGUGAGUACCCAUUUUGCAAUUCAAGUAUAUUCAUAUGCUAAACCUGGGAGCUUGGAGCACUCUGCUUAGCUUACUGGUUCUCCAGCAAAAACCUAGCAGCAAUUAAAAAAUAAGCCUUGAGUUGUGGUAGAGGGUGUCAGGCUUUUUUUGUGGAAGAUACUGAACUUGAGGUAGAGAAAGCAAAGCCAUGAAUUGGAGCUAUAGAAAGGAGAUGUCCUUGUAUGAGUGUGAGUAGAGGGGAUGGAACCUUGGUGGAACUCGAAAAUUUGGCACUGGCACCUGUAAUGAGCUUCCUGAACAGGAGGUUGCUGCAAGUGGGUGAAACUGCCACCAUGGUACUAGCUAAGAGGCUGAGGGUCCUUCUAGAAGAGGAUCACCUCCUGGACUGCUCACAGUGGACUGUGAGCAUUAGAGGAAGAAUGCUGGCGUUCAGGAUCUCUGCUUGCAGUCACUUUAUCACUCACUUCUGCUGCUGUUUCUUUGAGACAUAAUUACAGCAUCAGAGGAACUCCUCGUCCACCUGACAAUAAAGUGACCUGUGUUCUAUUUUCA
Molecule: messenger RNA, 6401 nt
Organism: Passer domesticus (house sparrow)
Lineage: Eukaryota; Metazoa; Chordata; Aves; Passeriformes; Passeridae
Gene: MORC2
Product: MORC family CW-type zinc finger 2
Exons: 26
Coding region: 2709-5561 (950 amino acids)
Cellular component (GO): nucleus
Molecular function (GO): zinc ion binding
Source: RefSeq, a predicted model, not a curated record